GAGUCAGCAUUAUGAGUCCUGAAGACAUGAGUCAGCAUUAUGAGUCCUGAAGUCAUGUGACCCUGCUGUAGUUCCGGUCUGAAGUCAUGUGACCCUGCUCUAGUUCCGGUCUGCAGUCAUGUGACCCUGCUGUAGUUCCGGUCUGCAGUCAUGUGACCCUGCUCUAGUUCCGGUCUGCAGUCAUGUGACCCUGCUGUAGUUCCGGUCUGAAGUCAUGUGACCCUGCUGUAGUUCCGGUCUGCAGUCAUGUAACCCUGCUCUAGUUCCGGUCUGCAGUCAUGUGACCCUGCUGUAGUUCCGGUCUGCAGUCAUGUGACCCUGCUGUAGUUCCGGUCUGAAGUCAUGUGACCCUGCUGUAGUUCCGGUCUGAAGUCAUGUGACCCUGCUCUAGUUCCGGUCUGCAGUCAUGUGACCCUGCUGUAGUUCCGGUCUGCAGUCAUGUGACCCUGCUGUAGUUCCGGUCUGAAGUCAUGUGACCCUGCUGUAGUUCCGGUCUGAAGUCAUGUGACCCUGCUGUAGUUCUGGUCUGAAGUCAUGUGACCCUGCUGUAGUUCCUGUAGCUCACGGUAGGUUCUGACCCGGCAGGUGAUCGUGGGUCUGCUGAAGUUCUGGCCGAAGACCCACAGUCCGAAGGAGGUGAUGUUCCUGAACGAGCUGGAGGAGAUCCUGGACGUCAUCGAGCCCUCGGAGUUCAUGAAGGUCCAGGAGCCGCUGUUCAGACAGCUGGCCAAGUGUGUGUCCAGCCCGCACUUCCAGGUGGCCGAGAGGGCUCUGUAUUACUGGAACAACGAGUACAUCAUGAGUCUGAUCAGCGACAACGUAGCCAAGAUCCUCCCCAUCAUGUUCCCCGCGCUCUACAAGAACUCCAAGAGCCACUGGAACAAGACGAUCCACGGGCUGAUCUACAACGCUCUGAAGCUCUUCAUGGAGAUGAACCAGAAACUGUUUGACGACUGCACCCAGCAGUACAAGGCCGAGAAACAGAGAGAGAAGUUUAAGCUGAAGGAGAGAGAGGAAAUCUGGCUGAAGAUCGAGGAGCUCGCCCAGAAGAACCCUCAGAUCAAUAAGCUCCGCCCCGGGCUCCGCCCACAGGAAGAGUACUUGCUGCACGGGGACAGUCCUGCUGUGUCCUCCAUGGAGACGGAGACGCCCACUGUGGAGGACAUCCAGCUGCUGAAGAAGACCGUGGAGAGCGAGGCCUCGCAGGGCAUGAAGGACCUGAAGACGGAGAAGGUGUUGACGCGCAGGAAGUCGGAGUUGCCGCAGGAUGUUUACACCAUCAAAGCUCUGGAGGCUCACAAGAGGGCGGAGGAAUACCUGACAGCCAAUCAGGAGGCUCUCUGACCGGGGCGGGGCCUCCUGAGCAGGACUCUCUCCCAUUGGAGGAAUCUGAGGACUGGCCCCGGGGUCAGACAGGAAGCUGACCUCUGACCCCUGCUGUGUAGACGUUUCUCCUCUGCUCCCUGAACGCACCGCCAGCUCCUCUCCACUGCGGGAACUCAUCUCUCCUACGCUCCUCGAACACAUUGUUUACAUUUUAUAAAAGGAGACGCACACAAGACUUAAAAACAGAUCUUUCUGACAUUAAUCUGAAAUCUGUGGGAUCACACGUUGUUUGGUUCAGAAAGUCAACACGUAUUUCUGAAAUCAAUAUUUACUUAUUUAUUCAUUUUUGGACGUAAACAGAUUUUGUUUGCAAGUGAAGAACCAUUGUUCCCGCAGUGGAAACCGCACCUGAAUGCAGCACGGAGCCCCGCCCCCUCCACCUGACCAACCAAUCACACGUCAGCACGGAGCCCCGCCCCCUCCACCUGACCGAACAAUCACACGUCAGCCAGGAGCCCCGCCCCCUCCACCUGACCAACCAAUCACACGUCAGCACAGAGCCCCGCCCCCUCCACCUGACCAACCAAUCACACGUCAGCACGGAGCCCCGCCCCCUCCACCUGACUGACCAAUCACACGUCAGCACGGAGCCGGUGAAUGUAGACGUUUGUUUUAAACUUUUAUUCUGACGUUUCUUUAUUUAUCUUCUGCGACUUUAGACCAAUGAGAGGCUCGGCGACUUUAGCCCAAUGAGAGGCCAGCAGAGCCUUCUCAGGUCAAAGGUCAAACUCUAACCCCCCCCUCCAUGACGUGUUCAGGGGUUCUGCUGAGUGCGGUUAAAUACACACUUCUCCUCAUCAGUAUUUAGACCCUGAUUUUUACACAUCUUAAUAUAUUAGAGACGUAAUCUAGCAGAGGGUUACCCCGCCAAAAUAAGAGCGGGGAGUCGGUGCCCGCCAAAAUAAGAGCGGGGAGCGUCUGUGCUGACGAUCAUGUUUUAAUAUUUGACUUUUUAAUAUCAGUUCACAAAUGAAACUCUAAAUCUCCUUAAUUAUAAUGAAUGAAUGAACUGAGGACUCCCAUGAUCCUUUGCUGUUCACAGGAGCGUCAUGUGAUCCUUUUUAAAUCGUUCCGUUCUCAUUAAAAUAACAAAGCUCCCCUUUACGGUAACACCCUGAACCUCUCGGGUCAGCAUCGUUAUCUCAGAUAUCGUUUUCAUUAUUAAAAACAAAACAACUCAUUUUUAUUAAAGAAUUAACUCGGGAUCACGGCAAUAAAAAAAACACGUAAGAUCUCGAUUUCCUGUCGCAUGGAGCGAAGUCCAGGAGCUGCACAAGCAACGUCGUCUUUGAGAGCAAAUAUGAAAAAUAUGUAUUAUUGUCGUCAUGUGACUAGAGCCACGCCCCCUACUGUCGGCUGGUUUCCGAUCAGUCGCUGCACGCCGUCGUGUGAUUGGCUGUCAAUCGUUCUAGGUGUUUGUUAGCCCCGCCCACUUCUCUCACCCACCGGACAGUUUCUCUAAAAACCAAAACUUCUUGAUUUCAGCUUCAGAACGAAAUCUAACCCUUAAUUUCAGAGUCUGACGAUGUUUUAGCAACGUGAUGAAGAUCGUCUCAGCUUCAUUGUUUCUCUUUGUGUUUCACUUCCUCUCAGAUCCUCCGAAACGCAAUGACACUUUUUACGAUCUAAGAUUUAAAACUCGCUAAACUUCAGGUUUAAUGAAUAUAUUCCGUCAGGUUGAAGACAUGGCGCCCGGCGGCGAGACGGAGAGAGUUCAGGAGAGCUUUAAUGAAACAUGACACAGAAUGAGAGGCUGGUUUGAACAGAUGUUGGUGUACAGAAGAAUAAAAAGAGAUACAUGUUU
This is a messenger RNA of Gymnodraco acuticeps, 3190 nucleotides long. Its product is annotated as serine/threonine-protein phosphatase 2A 56 kDa regulatory subunit delta isoform-like. The transcript is spliced from 7 exons. Lineage: Eukaryota; Metazoa; Chordata; Actinopteri; Perciformes; Bathydraconidae. Gene Ontology annotation, biological process: signal transduction; protein dephosphorylation. Gene Ontology annotation, molecular function: protein phosphatase activator activity. Bases 640 to 1344 code for a protein of 234 amino acids. The record is from RefSeq and is a predicted model, not a curated record. Gene Ontology annotation, cellular component: nucleus; protein phosphatase type 2A complex; cytosol.